Prorocentrum cordatum is the source of this 595-nucleotide messenger RNA. Lineage: Eukaryota; Dinophyceae; Prorocentrales; Prorocentraceae. The record is from the annotation of a GenBank genome assembly.
CCCUCCUCCUUCCUUCUCCAUCUUCCUUUCUCCCUCUCCUCCUGCUCCGCUCCUCUCCCCCCUUCCCUCGGUGUUGUCAGCGCCGCUGCGCGUCGCGUGCGGCGUGGGCCGAGGAAAAGUGAACAUAUGUUCCGCCGACACUGGGGAAUGCUUGAGCACGCUGGACGACCACGUGGACCUGGUGCAGUCCACCAUGUUCUCGCCCGACAGCCUGGAGGUGCUCACCGCCUCGGCCGACGGCACGGCAAAGAUCUUCUCCGCGGCCUCGGGGGAGUGCCUGCGCACGCUGGAGGGCCACGGGGGCGAGGUGGAGUCAGGCGCGUACUCGCCCGACGGUCGGGAGGUGCUCACGGCCUCGUGCGACGGCACGGCGCGGCUCUGGUCGGCCGCCUCCGCGGAGUGCCUGCGGACGCUGGCGGGCCACGAGGGCCCGCUCCACGCCGCCGCGCUCUCGCCCGACGGCGCCCUCGCGCUCACGGCCUCCCUGGCGGUGACGCUGUGGCACGCGGGCUCCGGGGAGUGCCUGCGCGUGCUGCGGGGCCACGCGGGGGGCGUGACGGCCGCCGCCUUCUCGCCGGACGGCGAUCGGUUGUAG